CCAUAUAACGAUUAGUUGGGACCGUGACUCGGAGCACAUUCCGAUGCAACCAUAAGGUCAAAGUACGUUACUCUGUUUUAACCACUUGAACUUGCAUAGCUGGUGGCGGGGACUGUGUAAAGAGAGUGGGCGAAGUACUUUCGAAGCAGUGGAGCAUCGAACGUUGUACAGACAAAUUCAAAUCGCGCGUGACCAUUUAGACGCUUCAGACACUCUGCUCACCAGGUGAACGAACAAGACGACCUUCCGUCACCAUGGCGACGCGUGUAGCCGAUGAUGGUGGGGAUGAGAUGACUCUGCAAAGCCACAAUGGCCGGAAAUAUCCUUACUUUCCCUCCGCUGUUCAGCACAGUCCAUUAGAGAGAUUACCAUUUGUUGAAAUCCGCUCUGACGACAUUCUAGUGUGUGCUUUCCCCAAGUCUGGUACCCACUGGGUUUGGGAGAUGGUUCGCCUGCUGGUGGCGGGACAACUCGACCGUGCUGAAGUCAGCAAAGCGUCUGCCAUGAUGGAAUUGGUCAGUGAAGAAGAAUACAAAGAUCUCCCUUCUCCCAGGAUUCUUAACACUCACGUCAUGUUCAACGAACUUCCGGAGCAGGUUAAGUUGAAGAAACCUAGGAUAGUGUACGUGACUCGGAACCCCAAGGACGUGACUGUGUCUGAUUACAACUUUGUGAAGAAACUGACGAUGUGCUACAACUACACUGGAGAGUGGAAGAAUUUCUUUCGACCCUCAUUGGAGGGGAAGUUUGACUACGGUUCCUGGUUCGACUAUGUGAAGGACUGGGAGGAGGUGAAGAAAACCACUGAUGUCCCCAUUCUGACACUGAACUAUGAAGACAUGAAAGAGGAUACAUUCCGCGAGGUGAAGAAAAUUCAAGACUUCCUUGGAAUUGAGAGAAGUGAUGAGUUUGUGAAGGAAGUAUGUGAUCACUGCAGUUUCAGCUCCAUGAAGAAAGUCAAGGCAAACAUGGCAGGGGUCGUGUACAGGAAAGGUGAAAUCGGGGACUGGAAGAAUUGGUUCACUGUCGCUCAGAAUGAGUGGUUUGAUCAAAUGUACGAGGAGAAAAUGAAAGAUUGUCCUUUAACUUUUAGAUAUACAUUGAAAUAACUGUUGUUGACAGAAGGGGCGAAUUUCAGUGCGUGUUUGAGAGAAUUGGUAGAGUUUUAGAGUUGAUAGGAGUGUGAGUUUAUGCUUUACGUCACAUCGGCAAUAUGUCAGCCAUAUCUGACGAUAGAGUUGAUAGGAUUGGCUGGAGUUGAUAGUAAAUGAAAGCGGGGAGUGCGAUGUGGAGUAAUUGGAAGCGCCGAGAACGGGUGAUGAGGAAGAAGUGAGUUCAUUGGCAAGAUGCUGUGGAGUGGCUGGACUGACUAGAACGCCUAGCGUCAGCGAGCAACGGGAAUGUGUUUGUAGAGACGUAGAUUGAGGGCGUGUCACCACCGAUUUUCAGUAAUUCAUUCAUAUAAUUUUCACCGGAUGUUUGCCUUAUUCUCUAGCAUUGACGUAUCAAUCCAUAUGCCUCUUGUUUGAUAGUGUGAUAUAUUUACAUAUUCUGUUAUUAUAUUGCAACUGAAAUAUUAGGUCUACACAUUCAGAUAACAAUAUGAUCCUCGCAUUACGGUCAGGCAGUCGUCCAUGUGUACUUAGCGUACUGUUUUCGGGACAAAAUGAUAGCGUGACUGAAUUCUGUAUGAAAGCAGACACUAUGUCCUGAGGGUGUUUGUGUGCACGGAACAAGGCGCCAGCUUGUGUCAAUAGGCAUGUGCGAACAUAGCGUGAAUGGGUAGCAAAGUUCGACUUUUGUAUCUUUAUAUCAAUGAUGAGCUGUAUACCUGAAAGUCAAUAAAAGAAUUUCCAUUUGAA
Messenger RNA from Haliotis rufescens (red abalone), 1862 nucleotides. RefSeq names its product sulfotransferase 1A1-like. Gene Ontology annotation, molecular function: sulfotransferase activity. Gene Ontology annotation, cellular component: cytoplasm. Lineage: Eukaryota; Metazoa; Mollusca; Gastropoda; Lepetellida; Haliotidae. The record is from RefSeq and is a predicted model, not a curated record. The coding region runs from base 255 to 1109 and encodes 284 amino acids. The transcript has 6 exons. Gene Ontology annotation, biological process: sulfation.